UCUCUGCCUCUCUGCUGCUGCUGCUGCUGCUGCUGUCACCUGUGUUUGAGGAGGUGUAGCUCAAUAAUGUGGCUUCCCGUGUUCACACAACCUAUUUUUAGCUCCUUUAUCGUCAAACAAACAGAAAGCUAAACUACAGAGGUGUAGACAGAGCAGGAGGCUUGCUGCUUUCAUUUCAUUGUGAGCGAGAAAGAGGCGAGGAAGUGAUCUGGAGAAGGGGAGCAGUUCUACAUGUGUGUGUGAGUGCGUGAAACGUCCAGGAGCUGAGGGUUGCUCUUAUCGUUUUUUCGUCAAUUCUGAUGGAGUUUUCUGAGCACAUCAAGACAGCCAACGUGGAGAACGUGGUGCUGCGGCAGCCCCUGCACCCACCGAGCAGAGGCACCCUGUGCGUCACCGGCCACCACCUGCUCUUCUCGGAGAGAGAGGAGGGGAGCGGUCGUCAGGUUCUGCUGCUCCUCAGAAACAUAGAUGCCACUGAGAAAAGUGUGGAAAAUCUCUGGGGCUAUUCCGGCCCCUUCUCAGGCCGCAGUGAAAGGAUAUCUGGAUCCUCAGGGACAUUAACCCUCAAGUGUAAAGAUUUGCGAGUGCUCCAGCUCGACAUCCCAGGCAUGGAGCAGUGUCUCAACAUCGCACACUCUAUUGAGACCCUGUCGUGUCUGGACCGCGUGUCUGAGACGUAUCCGUUCUUUUACAGACCCCCUGAUCUCAGCCUGCAGGAACCCUGGGGUCUCUCAUCCCCUGAGAAGUAUUUCAGUCACACGAAGGAGCUCCAUGACAGCUGGAGACUGAGCAGUGUGAACAGAGAAUACUCAGUGUGUCCCAGCUACACCACAGCUGUCAUCGUUCCUAAGGAUGUGAACGAUGACAUGCUGGUCAAAGUGGCCAAGUUCAGACAGGGAGGACGCUUCCCGGUGCUGUGCUACUACCACCAAAAGAACGGCGUGGUCAUCAUGCGCAGCAGUCAGCCACUGACAGGAGCCAACAGGAAGCGCUGCAGAGAAGAUGAGCUCCUCCUCCAGGCUGUGAUCGACACCUCAGACAAAGGUUACAUUAUCGACACACGCUCGAGUCAGCAGGCUCAGCAGGCCCGCAUGACAGGCGGAGGCUUUGAGUCCAAGUCGUGCUACAAUAACUGGAAGCGACUGCACAGACAGAUGGAAAGAGGUAAAGCCCUGCAGGAGAGUCUGAUUAAGCUGGUCGAGGCCUGUGGCGAUGAAUCCCAUAAUAUGGACCGUUGGCUCAGUAAGCUGGAGAAUUCAAAGUGGCUGUCGCACGUCCAAACCGCUCUGUCAACCGCUGGCCUGCUGGCAGAGUGUGUGGAGAGGGACGGUCACUCAGUCCUGGUUCAUGGCUCUGAAGGGACAGAUUCCACGUUGCUCAUCAGCACUCUGGCCCAACUCAUCAUGGACCCGUGCUGCCGCACCAUGGAGGGCUUCCUGGCUCUUCUGGAGAGGGAGUGGGUGCAGGCGGGACACCCGUUCCAGCAGCGGUGUGCCCAUUCGGCCUACUCCCACACUCGUCUCCAGCAGGAGUCGCCGGUCUUCCUGCUGCUGCUGGACUGUGUGUGGCAGCUGUGGCGUCAGUUCCCUCUGGCUCUGGGAUUCUCUGAGACGCUGCUCCUGAGGCUGGCGACCGAGGCCUACGCCUCUGACUACGGCACCUUCCUUUGCAACAGCGAUCAGGAGAGGUGUUUACUAGAAGUGAAGAAGAAGACUCACUGUUUGUUCCAGGCCCUGUUGAGACCUAAGGAGAGAGAGAUUUACUCCAACCCUCUGUACGAGCACACUGAGCUGGCAAUCUGGCCCUCGGUCCACCCUCAGUCCCUGCAGCUGUGGAAAGGCUUUUUUCUGAGGUGGACCCAACAGACUCGGCACCUGGAGGAAGCUCAGGAGGAAAUUAGAAACAUGGUGAUUGAGUGGGGGAGGCUGGUGCUCAGCUGAUAGAAACAACCCUCCCUUCCAAUAUGAAAGAAUAUGUAUGGAUGGAUGGUCAGUGUCAACGUGUUGAGCAUGUUGAAUGAGGACGAAUGUGUAAAUGUCAGGAAUCUUGACGACCAGCCGGUGAUUUUAUGUAAACAAUUUUUUAUUCUUUCAUAAAACUUGAUUUAAGAAAGCAAAAAUGUGUCGUUUGAGGCUUUUUAGUUUAAUUACAGAGAAACAUCAUCUGUUUUUGCAUAACUCAACUGGGUUUAUUAUUUUCUUACAUAUAGUCAUUCAUAAACACCAUC
This is a messenger RNA of Solea solea (common sole), 2227 nucleotides long. RefSeq lists its product as uncharacterized. The transcript has 11 exons. Lineage: Eukaryota; Metazoa; Chordata; Actinopteri; Pleuronectiformes; Soleidae. Gene Ontology annotation, biological process: negative regulation of autophagy. Bases 300 to 1940 code for a protein of 546 amino acids. The record is from RefSeq and is a predicted model, not a curated record.